Messenger RNA from Cryptomeria japonica (Japanese cedar), 805 nucleotides. Its product is annotated as non-specific lipid transfer protein GPI-anchored 9. Gene Ontology annotation, molecular function: lipid binding. The transcript is spliced from 3 exons. Gene Ontology annotation, biological process: lipid transport. The record is from RefSeq and is a predicted model, not a curated record. Lineage: Eukaryota; Viridiplantae; Streptophyta; Pinopsida; Cupressales; Cupressaceae. The coding region runs from base 161 to 634 and encodes 157 amino acids.
AAAACCACGUUCACUGGACAGGGCCUCAAGAUUUCCAAGCCCGUGAGUGAUUACAAGUCUGGUUAGAUUUAUAACCCAGGUUCCUUUUUCUCCAAUAUAUAACCUCCUUCCUCUGUCCUUUAAAAGCUGUUGUAAAGGCAGGAAAAAGGAUCAAAGAAAGAUGGGGCUGAGAAUAAAAAUGGCAGUAAUUGCUCUGAUAAUGGUGUUAAGCGACAGGGGAGCAGAGGCAGCCGACGGGGGUUCUUGCUUAAGCGCCUUGACGCCCUGCGCUCAGUAUCUGAACUCGACAUCGAAACCUCCGGCUGACUGCUGUACGCCUCUGCUCGAUGUAAUCAACACGCAGCAGGAGUGCCUUUGUAAUGUCUUCAACAGCAAUCUCUUCAAGCAAGCGAACAUCAGCAUCGCUCAGGCCCUUAAACUCCCUGCUUUGUGCGGCAAAAAUGUUACUGCAGAUGCCUGCACCAAAGUGAAUGGAACUACAAGUACACCUUCAGCUCCAGCUUCUGCCACACCGGCCUCUCGACCAGGAUCUGAAAGUACUCCCACUAACGGCGCUGGCGUGGAUUCUUUCAAAAUAUUUUUGCCUUUGCUGGCUUUCGUUUUCCUCGGAGCGUUUAGAUCAUUUCCAUGGUGAGGAGCAGGAGACGGAGGGUUUCAACUCCUUUGCCAUUUCUGUGUUUUUCGUUACUUGUACGUCUUGAAUUGCUUUGAGCUUCUGUUCAACUUCUGUAAUUUCCAUUGCAUUUGUUGUAAGGUAACAUUGUCAUUCAAUUUCCCUUUCUAAAUUAUUUAACAGUUUGUGUCU